Messenger RNA from Emiliania huxleyi CCMP1516, 1626 nucleotides. RefSeq lists its product as hypothetical. The transcript has 4 exons. Lineage: Eukaryota; Haptophyta; Isochrysidales; Noelaerhabdaceae. The coding region runs from base 1 to 1626 and encodes 541 amino acids. The record is from RefSeq and is a predicted model, not a curated record.
AUGCUCUGGCCUCGGACGGAGCAAAACACACGCGUCUCUGAGCCGAACGUCCCGUCGUCGAGCACUCCGUGCGACGACGCCAGCGGCGAAGAGAACAAAGACGGCAGCGUCGCGACCGACGAGGACAAGGCUGUGGCGCGUGCCAGCGGCGAAGCGGGCUAUCUGGACGCAAUAUCGGAGGGGAUAGAUGGCCUAACUCGCAAGCUCUCGGACAGCCUCGACACUCUCAAGUCGUUCCUGUCCGACGCCGGUUCCUCGAGCACCGACCUCUUCUCGUCGCUCAAGCCGAGCGAACUCAAGAAGGUGCGGAUCGAGGGGAGCAAGGGAAGGUCGAAAGGGGCGCGGCAAACGACAGGGGGAGGCGGCGCCUUGGACGUGCUCAACGAGAUCAAGUCGCUCCGUGCCACGCUGCGCGAGGAUGAGAGCUCGGCGGCCGAGAGGCGCGCCGAGCAGCUGCAACGCGAGAAGCGGCAGAAGCUGCUCGGCCUCGCGCUGGAGGAGAUCCUGCAGACGGAGGCGAACUACCUGGCCGACAUGAGCUACUGCUGCGACCACCUGAUGGCACCUCUCAGCGCUGUCGAGGCCGAGCUCGCAUCGGCGCGCGAGGAUGGCCUGGAGCCCUCCGUGGUCGGCGAGCGCAUGCUGCCCGCCUUCAUGAAGCUGCUGCCCUUCUUCAAAAUGUACUCCACGUAUUGCGCCGGGUACCCAAACAUGAGCGGCGCACUCGCGGAGGCGCGCGCCAACCGCGCCGCGGAGGCGAUCAUCUCGAAGGCGCACACGCCGCUCGAGCAGCUGCUCUUCCGGCCGGCGCAGUUCUCAAAGGCGAUCACGAAGAUGCAGGAGAUCAUCGGGCAGGUCAACGAGGACGUGCGGCGGCAGGAGGAGCAGGCGCGCGCUGCGAACGUGCUGCUCAGCGAGGUGGGAGGGGAGGCGGCCGCGCUGCUCACCGCCGCGCGCACUCUCGCCAUGGAGUGCGAGCUCGACCUCAAGGUCUCGAGCGGCGGAGGCUUUGGCGACCCGACGUGGCACUUUCACGGUCUCGGCGAAUCGGCUCUGCGAACCUCGGCGAACCUCGGCGAACUUCGGCGGGCGAUCCUCGGCGACCCUCGGCGAACCUCGAACGUUCGCGGCAGGUACAUUUUUAGCGACAUGAUCAUGGUCUGCGGCAAGAACAAGCUCCGCCCGGGCUACCACAAGAAGAUGACCAUCCCGCUCGACGAGGUCCUGCUCGCGGCGGGGCGGCGCAACUCGCAGUCGUUUACGCCGACGACGCGCUUGAGCAAUGCAGACAGCCUCAGCUCCAGCCGCUCGAUCCCUCUUGGUGGCAUCCAUCGCAGCAGCAGGGCGGAGGAGCCGGACAGCCCCUCCUCGGCAGCAGACCUGAGCCAUCGCGCGCAGUCCAUCGCGGCCGAGGACAAGCCGGAGGUCUUCUACAUGCGGUGGACGACCAAGGCGGCCGCCGAGAAGGCGGGAAAGUCCGGCAGCACGCGGGAGGUGGGCACUCUGUACAAGUGCUGGGCCCAGGAUGCCGCGGAGCGCUCGCUGAUUCUGGACAAGAUCUUGAGUCUGCAGGCGGACGGCAUUGACAAGGCGCAGUCGCGGAGUAGAGCUCACACCAUGUCGUAG